Molecule: messenger RNA, 4081 nt
Organism: Rhododendron vialii
Lineage: Eukaryota; Viridiplantae; Streptophyta; Magnoliopsida; Ericales; Ericaceae
Product: protein FAR1-RELATED SEQUENCE 5-like
Exons: 8
Coding region: 517-2250 (577 amino acids)
Biological process (GO): regulation of DNA-templated transcription
Molecular function (GO): zinc ion binding
Source: RefSeq, a predicted model, not a curated record
UUAUACGAAAUUGAUCAAUUGUUAUUAUUUUGUCUUUUGGAUUGUAGUGUGCUGUCAUCUGCUAAUUCUUCACAAUUACUUUACACUCCCCAAGUCAAGAAUGAGCUCAUACCAAAAAUUAACCAAGAGUUUGACAGUUUAGAGAACGUUCGAAAAUUUUACAACCGUUAUGGUAAAGAAGGUGGAUUUAGUACCCGAGCACAUUCUAGUAGAAAGAAUUCGGACAAUGUAAUCGUUAGGAAGGAGUUUUGUUGUUUCAAACAAGGGGUGAGGGUCCAAAAAAGUACUCAACCAAAGAAACGGCGUCGGGGGCUAACUAGAGAGAAUUGUCAUGCAAAAUUAGCUGUUGUGAGGAAGGGGGAAAAGUAUGUUGUCUCCCAAUUUUUCGAAAGUCAUAAUCACGCACUUACGUCUCCGAGAAGGGUGCAUUUGCUCCGAUCCCAUCGCAAAGUGUCCGCUGCCAAAAAAGCUUUAAUAGAACAACUUUCAGCAGCAAAUGUGCCAACUUGUCAACAAAUGACUCUAUUUGAGUUGGAAUCGGGAGGUCUUCAAAAUGUUGGAUGUUCACAACAAGAUCUUUAUAAUUAUAAAAGGAAUAUGAAGAAAACGGUAGACGGACAUGACGCCAAUAUGUUGUACGAGUACUUUGAGACUGAAAAAGUAAAGAACGACGGUUUUACUUAUACAAUCGAGAAAGAUGAUGAGGGGAGGAUGACAAAUUGUUUUUGGGCAGACGCAACCGCUAGAAAGUCGUACCAGUAUUUUGGGGACGUUGUGGUGUUUGAUACUACGUAUAACACUAACCGUUAUUCUAUGAUUUUCGCACCGAUUUUAGGGGUUAAUCACCAUAGGCAGACUACUCUUUUUGGGUGUGCAUUUUUAUGUGAUGAAACAGCUGAGACUUUUGAGUGGCUUUUUAAGGAAUGGUUGAAAGCAAUGCCCGCAGGCCCUCCCAAAAUGAUCAUAACUGAUCAGGAUCCCGCAAUGACAAAAGCAAUUGGUAUUGCUCUUCCGAAUACGCAUCAUAGGUAUUGCAUGUGGCACAUUACGAAUAAGUUUUCAGAAAAAUUAAGUGCGUUGUCCUACAAAGAAUAUUAUGAGGAGUUUAAGAAUUGUAUAUGGAAUUCCGAGACCCCUGAACAGUUCGAGGCUGGAUGGGUAGAGGUGAUAAAUAAAGCUAACUUAUCCGGCAAUGAUUGGUUACAAAACUUGUACGAAAUUCGUGAGAGAUGGGUUCCUGCAUACGUGAGACACAUUUUUUCUGCCCACAUGACUAGUAGUCAAAGAGCCGAAAUUACUCAUUCAUUCUUCAAGAGGUAUGCGUCUAAAGAAAAUUCAUUGUUGGACUUUGUGACGCGUUUUGGGAGGGGACUUGCACGUAUACGCCAUAAUGAGUUGGAUAGGGAUCAUAAAGACGUCAAUGAGAGGCCCAACUUGAAAUCUAUGUACCCCAUGGAGUCGACAAUGAGUGAACUGUAUACAUUUAAGAUAUUUUACAUGUUUCAAGAUGAGCUCUUUCAAAAUACUUCUUAUAAGGUGAUGGCAACAAAUGAGGAUGAACAUCGGGUUGUGUAUGCCGUUCAUAGGAUAAAGGGGAGUGGUUCGAGGGUUCGUGAAGUUGUGGUAGAUAAGUCGUCAAACCAUGUCCGUUGUAGUUGUAAGAUGUUUGAGUGUGCCGGAAUUCCUUGUCGGCACAUCUUGGCUUACUUUUCUAGAAUGCAAAUAGAAGAUUUGCCUAAUGAAUACAUCUUGUGGAGGUGGACAAAAUCAGCGAAGGCUAUGCGAGUUAGAGAUGACUUGAGUUCAGGCAUGAAACAAAUAUGUGACACGCCUUUGUUAGAGUGGCGAAAUAGACUCUUCCAACUUGCUUCUACUUUAAUUGAUGAGGCCGUAGUAACUGAGGACGGAACACAAUUUGUGGAAGAACUUUUGAGUUCGGGUCAAAAGAAGCUGUGUGACAUGAAAAAAGUAAGCGAAGAUGGUGAAGGGAGUGCUAUCCAAGUGUCGAUUAUUCGUGAUCAUGGUUUGAAAGAACCGCUUCAAGUGAGAGCUAAGGGUUGUGGUAAACGACUCAAGGGAGGGAAAGAAAAGGCUGCCAAGAAAGCUAAGCGUUGUCAUGGUUGUGGGUUAACAGGGCAAUCGCACGACAAAAAGAAUUGUCCAAAACUUCUCAGCACAUCUUCGCAAAAUGCUGAGUUGAAUGAUGAAGACGACGACGACGAAGAUGACGACAACGACGACGAUGCUUGAUGGAUUGGUGUAGCAGUUUGGAACUACUGUUGGGGCUUUUGUGGUUGCAUUGCAUGUGGGCUUUUCUGAUUUUGUUGUGAUGUCAUUCUGAAACUUCUGAUCUUGUUGGUUUUGGAUAACGUUGUGGUGAAAUGUUGUUUUCUUUUUUUGCGUGGGUUGUAGAACUGCUUUAGUUAUUUGUGAUUAUGCUUUGAACCUUGGCUUACUGGUUUGUUCUUUUUCUCCACUGAAUAAAGGCUUCCUAGAAGAUGAAUUUAAAACAACCGACGAAGGCAAAAAUGAUUUUGGAAAAGACCAUCAGUUUCCACUUUUUCCCAAAGAGGAGGAGAUGAGUGAGGAAGAAUUGGAAAAAAUGAUGGAAGAGCGUUACAGGGCAAUCGCACGACAAAAAGAAUUGUCCAAAACUUCUCAGCACAUCUUCGCAAAAUGCUGAGUUGAAUGAUGAAGACGACGACGACGAAGAUGACGACAACGACGACGAUGCUUGAUGGAUUGGUGUAGCAGUUUGGAACUACUGUUGGGGCUUUUGUGGUUGCAUUGCAUGUGGGCUUUUCUGAUUUUGUUGUGAUGUCAUUCUGAAACUUCUGAUCUUGUUGGUUUUGGAUAACGUUGUGGUGAAAUGUUGUUUUCUUUUUUUGCGUGGGUUGUAGAACUGCUUUAGUUAUUUGUGAUUAUGCUUUGAACCUUGGCUUACUGGUUUGUUCUUUUUCUCCACUGAAUAAAGGCUUCCUAGAAGAUGAAUUUAAAACAACCGACGAAGGCAAAAAUGAUUUUGGAAAAGACCAUCAGUUUCCACUUUUUCCCAAAGAGGAGGAGAUGAGUGAGGAAGAAUUGGAAAAAAUGAUGGAAGAGCGUUACAGGGCAAUCGCACGACAAAAAGAAUUGUCCAAAACUUCUCAGCACAUCUUCGCAAAAUGCUGAGUUGAAUGAUGAAGACGACGACGACGAAGAUGACGACAACGACGACGAUGCUUGAUGGAUUGGUGUAGCAGUUUGGAACUACUGUUGGGGCUUUUGUGGUUGCAUUGCAUGUGGGCUUUUCUGAUUUUGUUGUGAUGUCAUUCUGAAACUUCUGAUCUUGUUGGUUUUGGAUAACGUUGUGGUGAAAUGUUGUUUUCUUUUUUUGCGUGGGUUGUAGAACUGCUUUAGUUAUUUGUGAUUAUGCUUUGAACCUUGGCUUACUGGUUUGUUCUUUUUCUCCACUGAAUAAAGGCUUCCUAGAAGAUGAAUUUAAAACAACCGACGAAGGCAAAAAUGAUUUUGGAAAAGACCAUCAGUUUCCACUUUUUCCCAAAGAGGAGGAGAUGAGUGAGGAAGAAUUGGAAAAAAUGAUGGAAGAGCGUUACAGGGCAAUCGCACGACAAAAAGAAUUGUCCAAAACUUCUCAGCACGUAUGUGUUCAAUAUUUGUAAUCUAAAUUUAAUUAUUUCAUUGUUUGCAUUUUAAUUCCUCUCUUUUUUUGUUAGAUCUUCGCAAAAUGCUGAGUUGAAUGAUGAAGACGACGACGACGAAGAUGACGACAACGACGACGAUGCUUGAUGGAUUGGUGUAGCAGUUUGGAACUACUGUUGGGGCUUUUGUGGUUGCAUUGCAUGUGGGCUUUUCUGAUUUUGUUGUGAUGUCAUUCUGAAACUUCUGAUCUUGUUGGUUUUGGAUAACGUUGUGGUGAAAUGUUGUUUUCUUUUUUUGCGUGGGUUGUAGAACUGCUUUAGUUAUUUGUGAUUAUGCUUUGAACCUUGGCUUACUGGUUUGUUCUUUUUCUCCACUGAAUAAAGGCUUCCUAGAAGAUGAAUUUAAAACAACCGACGAAGGCAAAAAUGAUUUUGGAAAA